Marchantia polymorpha subsp. ruderalis is the source of this 996-nucleotide messenger RNA. Lineage: Eukaryota; Viridiplantae; Streptophyta; Marchantiopsida; Marchantiales; Marchantiaceae. The record is from the annotation of a GenBank genome assembly.
ACGAGUUGAAAGUUUAGGCUGCUCUUCGCUUUUCAGGUUGAGACCCCGAUUUCAGCUUCUUGGGUCGCAACACGUAGCCAAAAUCCGACGCUUCUUUCGAUGUCCUGUAUAGAAUGACCCUUGAAUCGCCGGAUUUGCAUCCUUUAUCAGCCCCCGAGGUGCAGUAUAUAUUCUUAGACCGUCGAGAGCAAGGCAACAUAAAGCAAUCUCAAGCUGUGAAGAGAAAAAGAUCAAGUGGUGAAGCUAGCUAGCUGCAAAAUUGUGAAUUAUCAGAGACUUGAAGACGUAGUCCAGAUACAAACUGUCGAGGCGUUGGAAGAGUUUGGACUCCGACAAUGGGUUCUUUGAUGGCUGGGUGGCAGUCUAAACCAUUGGAUGCUCGACAAUCAUUCAAGCGUUCUACUUCGUCGUUGACGAAUGACGAAGUGAAAAGGUUCUGGCGGGCGAAGCAGAACUCCAUACGGAGGCAUCUACGAGAAGCUACAUCAUCAAGCUCCGAUGGAAGUGAUUUCGAUCAAUCAAGCCCUCCGUUAACCCCAACCUCAAGUGGCAUGACUUUUGAAGAGCCAUCGAGCUUCGAAAAGGCUGACUGGUGGACGAUGAGCAAGUGGGCCUUCUUGAACCAGCCUCCAAUUUCUGAUACCACACAAUCCAAGUACAGAGCUCAAUUCGAAGUCGUGAGCUUCCGAGCAGAUGAAUGAACUCUCAAGAUGAAGCAGUGUCUGCCGCAUUUAUCGAGUCGAAAGAAUCGCGGGGAGGAACGUGCUCUCUUCAUCUUUUACAAAACCAUCUCGAGAUGUAAAUAUUCACGUUAUCUGAGUUCAAUUUCGAACUAAUGUACCACUACCGCACUUGUACGACAGAUUCAAGGUAGAUUAGAUUAGUCGAUGACUCCAUUCUUUUUCCUUCACCAAGGCGAAUUUCAUACAGAAAUCUGUAUUGCAGUAGUCGGAGUUUACUUUUUGAUUCAGAGUAUCGUGGUUUGAGAUAAGAGAG